Messenger RNA from Myotis davidii, 1874 nucleotides. Its product is annotated as zinc finger protein 420-like. NCBI's taxonomy places the organism in Eukaryota, Metazoa, Chordata, Mammalia, Chiroptera, Vespertilionidae. The record is from RefSeq and is a predicted model, not a curated record.
AUGUCCAAUCACCAUAUAGGUCAGUUUUUGCAUAUUGUGGAGAAGACACACAAAGAAAGUAGAUUUGUCAAAUCUUUUCAGGAAUCUUCAAAUUAUACUAAAGAGAAUAUUCAUGCUGGGGAACAGGAUUACACGGGUAAUCCAAGUGUUAGAAUCUUCAGUGAAAUAUUAAAUCUAAAUAGACUGAAGAAAAUCCAUAAUGGAGAAAAAUAUUAUAUAUGUAAAAAUUCUAAUAAAACAUCCAAUUGGCCUUCAGGUUGUACUCUAAAUGAAAGAAUUCAAACUGGAGAGAAGCCUUACAAAUGUAAAGCAUGUGGCAAAGCCUUUAAAUGUCAUUUAACUCUUCUUGUACAUGAGGGAAGAAUUCAUACUAGGGCAAAACAUUAUACACUCAGUGAAACUGGAAAAUGCUUUAGUCAGUCCUCAAAACAUACUGAACAUCAUAGAAAUCCUAAGAAAGUAACAUAUUAUAAAUGUUCAGAAUGUGGCAAAGCCUUAAGCCGACCAUCAAAACUUAUUCUUCAUCAAAGAAUUCACACUGGAGAGAAACAUUACAAAUAUAGAGAAUGUGGCAAAUCCUUUAGUCAUCCCUCCUCCCUUAAUUGUCAUCAGACUAUUCAUUCUGGAGAAAAGCCUUGUAAGUGUACAGAAUGUGACAAAGCAUUCAGUGAUUCCUCAUCCCUUACUCAUCAUCAGAGAAUUCAUACUGGAGAAAAGCCUUACAAAUGUAGAGAAUGUGGCAAAGCCUUUAGACAGCCCUCAAGUCUUAGUAUUCAUCAGAGAAUUCACACUGGAGAGAAACCUUAUAAAUGUAGAGAAUGUGGCAAAGCUUUCUCCGAUUCCUCAUCCCAUCAUCAGAGAAUUCAUACUGGAGAGACGCCUUAUAAAUGUUCAGAAUGUGGCAAAGCCUUUAGCCGGCCCUUAUCCCUUAUUCGUCAUCAGAGUAUUCAUACUGGAGAGAAGUCUUACAAAUGUACAGAAUGUGGUAAAACAUUCAGUGAUUCCUCAAACCUUACUGCACAACAGAGAAUUUACACUGGAGAGAAGCCUCAUAAAUGUAGAGAAUGUGGAAAAGCGUUCAUCAGCCAUAGAGAUCUUACUACACAUAACCGUAUUUAUACUGGAGAGAAGCCAUACAAAUGUCGAGAAUGUGGCAAAGCUUUCUGCCAGUCUUCACACCUUACUAAUCAUCAGAGAGUUCAUACUGGUGAGAAGCCUUUUAAAUGUAGACAAUGUGGCAAAGACUUUAGGCAGUCCUCAUCCCUUACUUGUAAUCAGAGAGUUCAUACCGGAGAGAAGCCUUAUAAAUGUACAGAAUGUGGCAAAGCCUUUCGUGUUCUAUCGUUCCUUACUUAUCAUCAAAGAGUUCACAUUGGAGAGAAACCUUAUAAAUGUAGAGUAUGUGGCAAAUCCUUUAGCCAGUCCUCAUCCCUUACUUGUCAUAAAAAAGUUCAUACUGGAGAGAAGCCUUAUGAAGGUAGAGAAUGUGGCAAAACCUUUAGCCAGUCCUCCUCCCUUGUUAAUCAUGAGAGAGUUCACACUGGAGAGAAACCAUAUGCCAGGUAAGUGUAGAGAAGGUGGCAAAUCCUUUGGAAGCUCCUCAGGCCUUAGUAAGCAUCCGAGUGUUCAUUCUGGAGAGAAUCCUUGUAAAUGUAAAAAAUAUAACACAGCCUUUCAUCAGUGUUCCUGCCUUUCUGUACAGCAGAGUUCAUACUUGAGAGAAGACUUAUAGAUGUGAGGAGUGUCCUAAGUCCUUUACAAACAGAACUUACUGAACAUCAUAAAUUUCAUACUGGCAAGAAGCCUUACAAAUGGGAAAAAUGUAGAAAAUGCUUUAACUGUACCUGAUAGACUUCAUACUAAAGAGAGUCCUU